CGUCCCUUCGCCCCUCACUGUGGCACUGCGGCACCGUGUUGCACAGCUGUGUCACCGACUGACACGAACACGAUGCACAUUACGCCGGAAGAGUAUUCCAAGCUGCCCGCCUCGGUGCAAAAGAAGUACUUCUCCUCGGUGGAGCGAUUACGAAUCUUGCAGCAAACUGCAUCAGAGCAGCGCAGCAAGCAGUCAACGCCGACGCGGAGUCAGUCUUCGUUCGACUCGACCCGGCCCAAGACAUCUCAUUCCAUUCGUGCGCCUUCCGUUCGUGAACGUGCAUCAAGGAAGUCAUCUAUCGCGCCCGUAGUCGAAGACGUAAACGAAGAUCAAGCCCUUCGAUUCCUGGCCCUACCGGACAAAGUCAAGCGAUCGCACUUCAGCGAAGAGGAAUUGUUGCUGUUGACUGAGAGCUCACAGCGAACAUUGGGGUUUCGCGGGCAAGGCCAUGUGCCACAAUGGCCGCAAAAUGUUCGCAGCAUGAGCAUCGCCUCGUCCAGCUCUCAGAGAAGUGCAAGUCUAGAGAAGGAAACAGACUGGUGUGACGUGGAAACGACCUCAGUCCUCAGCGCAGAUCUGGGAGGCAGCGAGCCAGAUCUGACCGAAACAUGGCCGCAUAUCAACUCCAUCGCUUGCUCUGCGUAUGCGACCACUACUUCGACCGUCGAUGUGAGCUGGACACCAAGCCCUCGGAAGUCCUUUGCAAAGAAGCGUGCUUCCAGUCUCGCGCCGCUGCCGCUUCCACCUCCGACCUUACUGCCUCCGAUCCCGCCUCUACCUCAGGCAAAUACUCUCCGAUCGGCACGGUCAUCGCAAAACGAGAAUUCAUCGAAUAACAAGGCGCAGUUUUACAAGGACUCGGAUGCUCGCUCGAAAUUGCGCGCCUUCCUCGCGUCGCCGGAGAAGUUUGACGAAGCCCUGGAGUUCGGCUUUCCUGUCGAGCUUCCCGACAAGGAGCAACACCACACCUCACGAGGACCGACCCCUACCAUGGAACACUUCUUCGACGAAGAAGACUUGGACGAGGAAGACGAGGAAGACUUAUCAAAUGGCUCUUCCAUGGCCUCACCAAUGACGGUUGGCUCUUUCUCGUCUUCAGAGACGCCGCAUGGAUCCGUGGACUCCGGAAUUGCACUGAAGAGCAAAAGCAGUGUCCGGAGCUUCACUCCAGAUCUCGAUGGACGAGAGAUGACACUGCGACUGACGCUUACUCGAAGGGAGCUUCGCGCUCCGGAGGACCGACUGUACGCCGUUCAGCGAACUCAGUUCUCUGGGGUGGAUGUGGAGACAGUGGAUCCGCUUGCGUUGGGAACUCUGGAGUUUUGUGAUGACCCCUCUGGCAAGCAGGGCGCGUUCGCGAUCAACAAACCAGGAUCAAAACGGGGAUUGAAGAAGAUUUGGAGCAGUAUGCGAAAACGAUGAGGAGGACUGAAUUGAUUGAUUGAUGUUGAAGUGAUUAAUGCAUUUAGCGUGAACUGAUAUCCCAGGAAUACCGG
This is a messenger RNA of Cercospora beticola, 1496 nucleotides long. RefSeq lists its product as uncharacterized. The record is from RefSeq and is a predicted model, not a curated record. Lineage: Eukaryota; Fungi; Ascomycota; Dothideomycetes; Mycosphaerellales; Mycosphaerellaceae.